Molecule: messenger RNA, 1380 nt
Organism: Nakaseomyces glabratus
Lineage: Eukaryota; Fungi; Ascomycota; Saccharomycetes; Saccharomycetales; Saccharomycetaceae
Gene: SEC12
Product: Sar family guanine nucleotide exchange factor SEC12
Biological process (GO): protein secretion
Cellular component (GO): endoplasmic reticulum membrane
Molecular function (GO): guanyl-nucleotide exchange factor activity; protein binding; GTPase activator activity
Source: RefSeq, a predicted model, not a curated record
AUGAAAUUUCACACAAAGCUUUACAAAGUCGGGUACCCGCUAUAUGGGGCUAAGUUUGUUUGUGAUGACCAGUUUGUUGUCACUGGUGGUGGUGGUGAAGGUAAUAAUGGGGUUGACAACAAGUUGACUGUUCUUAAAGUUGGUAGCUCGGAAGGUAAUGGAUUGAGAGUUGACGAAGUGUGUGAUGCGACUUUGCCCGCCAACGACGACUCCCCCACUGCGUUGGAUGCUGUAGGAGAUACAAUCCUCAUUGGAUGUAAUGAGAAUAGUGCUAAAGUGAAGAGUGGUGCUGGCAAUAGCCAUGUCAGAAAGUUUCGCUAUGAUGGUAAGAGUUUGAAAUUUGAGUCUGCGGCUGAUAUUGAUAAGUCUACUAACCCAGAGGAUUAUACGAAAGUCAUCAGACUAUCGAAAGAUGGUUCAGAAGCUGCUAUAGCAUCUUCUAAAAAUCCACCCUCUAUGGCUAUUAUUGAUCCCAGAAAUUACUCUGUCAAGUAUGAAAUUGAAACUGGUAGGGAUGUAAAGGACUUACAUUUUUCCCCAAAUGGUAAGCUUAUUGGUUAUAUUACAGAAUCUAGUCUUGAAAUUAUUUCAACAGUGACGGGUAGUUGCGUGGUUAGGAAGACAGACUUUGACAGAAAGAUAAUUUUAUCAAAGAUGAAGUUUUUGGAUGACAAUAACGUGUUGAUUGCUGCAACUUGGGCAUCUUCAAAAGGUAUAUUGCUAACUAAAAUUAGCAUCAAGAGUGGCAAAACAACUGUCUUCUGGUCUCGUCAAAUCAGUUCAAAAUUCAAAGGUAUAACAGCUAUGGAUGUAAAUGACCAAAUGAACUUAGUAAUGCUUGCAACAAAUGAUAAUUCUGUGCUAUUGGUCAAAUUAAGAAACUUGUCAGUUGGUAAAACAUUUACUCAGGUUCACGGAUUUGCCAUUACGAGGGUCAUCUUCUCUCCAGACUCAAGAUAUGCCGUCAGCAUUUCGGCGGCUGAAACAGUGCAUGUUAUAGAAAUCCCAUCGGACUUUGCUGACUCUAGGUCCUUGUCCGAGUCAACAACCCAAUGGCUCAUGAAUACUAUUAUGGUUCUUUUCUUGGCAUUUGUUUUGAACUCUAUGUACAAAGAGGAUAUGCAUAAGAAUGUCCUAAAUUAUUUUAGGAGUGUCAAGAGUAUCGACAGUAGCUCAAUUUUAAGUAUGGAAGACAUGGAACAAGUAACAUUAGUCGGCACAAUAAGUACAUCUGUUCGUUCUACUACUCAGAGGUUUGAAUCUAGUAAAUCUGUAUCGAGUACUUCUGUAGUUGCGAGAACUAAUGUGAGUGAAAAAGAAAGAUCCCAACAAGACCCGGUCAAGAAAUCUCCUGAACAGCAUCAGCAGAAUCAACAGUGA